This is a messenger RNA of Sphenostylis stenocarpa, 444 nucleotides long. Lineage: Eukaryota; Viridiplantae; Streptophyta; Magnoliopsida; Fabales; Fabaceae. The record is from the annotation of a GenBank genome assembly.
AUGAAUCUUGGGAAUACAGCAAAUGGUCAAACUUCGUUCUGGCGAAGAAUGGCUGUGCUUGACUCUGUUAGCGGCGGUGGAGGGACAACGAAGGCAACUGUGGCCGAGCAGAUCUCGCAGGCGGUGCAGUCCACCUCCAACCUCCUCCACCUAAUGCAGCACUCUUCUCCUACCCAGGCUCAACUGGUUAAGCUUCCUAAGAACCUUUUGGCGAUGGUUCCCACCAUUAAGAAUACAGAGCAUGUUUUGGAGGAGUUACCUAGGGUGAUAUCAUCUCUAGAUGCACACAUGGAAAUUGGGUUACAAAAUGUUCCGCAUCUGAAGACUGUGGUUCAGGUACUUGCAAAUAUAGAAAGUAGCCAACUUGAUUUGCUAUCUCAAACCAAUCCUAUCCAGAAGGAACAGGAACAUGAACCGGGAAACCAAUCUCAACAGACCGGUUAA